ACUCCAAUCCGGUAGGUGGCGGCAAUGCACCUAUAAGUUGGAUGCCAGCCGCCAAUUAAAAUAAGAAGAAGAAGAAGAAGAACUUGCAUUGCUCCUUCGCCUAGCUAGAGGGGGUACUAGUGCUUUCCGGUUUUCGGCGCGCUUUUGACACCAGACCUCACUGUGAAACCGGAGAACCGGGUGGGAGGACGGGAGGCGGCCGUUCAGUAACCCGGGCUGCUGCUACCCCUGGCUACUGUCGUCACAAUCAACCGUCGCCGCUGACAGUUGUCCCGGAGGAGGCACACAGUGGACGUUAGCUUCCAACUGGCGAGCUCCAUCUUUGAGAUAACUACCGGAGGGUGCAGAGCAAUGAGAGUGGGGGAGUGAAGGAGGCAGGUGUCCCAGAAGAACAUUGCCAGACAAGUGGGAGGCCAAGCAAGUAUGCUGGAGGCAGAUACAGACCUAGCAGGUGCAGCACAAGGGGAUGCCGAGAUGGGGAGUGGAGACUUGAAGUCUGAGGUUGUACGGUUAACCCUGGAGCUCCAGGAGGCCACAGAGGAGAAGCUACAGGCAGCCCGCUAUGGACUAGUGGUGCUGGAGGAAAGUUCUGCUCUCAAAUUGAAAUACAGGCAGCUGGAAGAGGAGCAUGAAGGCCUCAAAGGGGAGCUACAGCAGCUGAAAGAGGCAUUUGCAGAUUCUGUGAGCAGCCAAAAGCGUGCAGCUGCUGAUGGAGAGUGCCGGGAGGAAAACUUGCUGCAGGAGACUGCUACUAAGGAGGCUGCCAUGACAACCCGCAUGGAGGAAGUCCAGGCAGAGCUCAAGCAAGCACGCCUUGCUCUAAGCAAUGCACAUGCAGAGAUGGAUAGACUUGGGGUGGUUACCAACCAGUUAAAGAAGGAGUGUGAAUGUCUGGAGGCAGAAAAGGGCCACCAGAGGGAUGAGAUGAAGGAAUAUAAAGUACGUGAGCUGCGCCAGUUGCAGGACAAUGGCGAAUUGGAAGAAGAGAACAUAUCUCUACAAAAACAGGUGUCUGUGCUCAAAGAAAACCAGGUCGAGUUUGAAUCGAUAAAGCUGGAGCUGACCCAAAAGAACGAGGAGCAGGAAUAUAUGCGAGCUCAGAUGGACGAGGCAGCGAGGUUGAAGGAGAUAGCAGAGAGGCAGCUGGAUGAGGCCCUGGAAGCCCUGAAGGAGGAGAGGGAGCAGAAGAACUGUCUGCGGCGAGAGCUCUCCGCCCUGACCCUUAACCCCUUUGAUUCUGUGGGGAACCUGGAGCUCCACUUGGAGCAGCUGGAUGACAGCCAGGAGGAGGGCCAGGGGGGAGAGGGGGAAGGCGAGGGAGAGGAUCAGGACAGCGGCAUUAAUAACGGUCCUGGGUCUGCUCCCGGUUCUGCUCACCCUCCUCACUUGGGGGGCUCCAAAAGUAACGGCCUCAUGCAUCGCUUUUCCACUCCACGCAACAGUGACGUUUUUCUACGAGCUCCAGCCUCUGGCCUGGUGUCGGACCUGCUGAGUGAGCUACACUUUUCAGACAGUCAGAAACUAAAACAACAACUCCUACAGGCAGAACGAGAGAAGUCCGGUCUGGUUGGCAAAGUGGAAGAACUUCAGAUGCAGCUGGUAAUGUCCAAACAGGCCCUCAGUCAGCAAGCAGACAAGGUUGGAUCUCUCACCCAGCAGCUGGAAGCUAUACAGAGCAGCCAGCAGCACCAGGAGGCAGACGACAGGGGAGAUGAGACAGAGAAUGGAGAUGGUGCGGCCUUUGACUACGAGGUAGACACGAAGAGCAAGGAGGUGCUGGAGGCCCGCAUGCGUUCAGCCAGCGAGGAGCUUCUGAAGCUGCGGGACGAACUGUCUCAGGCAGGAACUCGUUAUAACACCCUGGAGCAAAGAUACAAACAGGAGAAGGAUCGAUGGAGAGCAGAGGCUCAGGAGCUGGCUGACAAGAUCCGUCAGUGCAUCAAGUCCAGCAAGCAAGACCAAGAGCGCAUCAGUGAGCUCGAGAAGGAGAUUGGAGCCACUCGUAAAGUGGCCAUCGAUUCAGAAGGGCACUUAAGCGUUGCACAGGAAGAGCUGCUGGCUUUCUCCGAGGAGCUGUCCAACCUCUAUCACCACAUCUGCGUGUGCAACAACCUGACACCCAAACGAGUCACCCUGGACUAUUACCGAGAUGGUGCCAGGGCAAGUGUUGGCAGUGCAAGAAGAUCCCACUUUGCGUACCCCCAGCACAACUCCCAGAAGAAGCCACGAGCCAAUGACAUGUUCAGCUCUAAAGCUUCAGCAUUGCAGUUUAUGGGGGAGGUGGACAGUGCAGGAACCAGCACAGAGUCUCCUAACAGCCCUGUAUCCCCCACCCUGGAUUUCAGGGACCCUUCAAAUGUCCGCAACUUGGUAGCGGUCAUUCGUUGCCAGAUCAAACACCUCCGGGUGGCAGUGGACCUCUGUCGUCAGAGGGGCGCGAUGCCUUACUCGGGGUUCAGCAGCAGCGGAGAGUCGGAGCGGGACGCUGAAAGCCUCAUGGAAGAAGUACUAAAACUCAAGUCCCUUCUGAGCACUAAGAGAGAACAGAUUGCUACCCUCAGGACUGUCCUCAAGGCUAACAAACAGACUGCGGAGUUGGCCCUGUCCAAUUUAAAAACGAAGUACGAGACAGAAAAGAGCAUGGUGUCGGAGACCAUGAUGAAACUGCGGAACGAGCUCAAAGCCUUGAAGGAGGAUGCCGCAACCUUCUCUUCACUGCGAGUCAUGUUUGCCAGCCGGUGUGACCAGUAUGUCACCCAGUUGGAUGAGAUGCAGAGGCAGCUGGCAGCAGCAGAGGAUGAGAAGAAGACACUGAAUUCUCUGCUGCGUAUGGCGAUACAGCAGAAAUUGGCUCUUACUCAGCGUUUGGAGGACCUGGAGGCUCCUCAGUCUCCCCACAGCUUGAACAGCAGCCCCCGCCGCUCUCGGGCCAAAGAACUGGCCGCCAAGUCAGGCCGCGCUCCACGGAGCCCCCGAAGCAGUCCUGCACGCCCACCAAUGAGAAGCAGUCCACGGGCAAGCCCUGUUCUCGGAGGCAGCGUUUCUGCGAUGGCCACACACCACCUGAGAGGUUUAACCCGAAGUCUCCACGCAAGUCCUCGCUGAAACACUCGUUCCAUUACUCCAAACCCCCUCUUCUCCAUAAGGACCUGUCUUCAUGUUGACUCCCCGGCUCCCUCCUCCUUUCCUGACUCGAGACAUCCUGUCCAUACCAGAUAUGAUGCAACAUUCCCCAGUCUACCCACCACAACCAUGGAUUUGAAAAAGUAAAAAAAAAAAAAAAAAAAAAAGAAAUCAAAUCUCUCAUCCCGCCCCCUUGGUUUUCUCUGCUUGGAGCGGAGAAACCUGCAUGCAGCCUGGAGAAGGAUGAAGAGACAUAUGUGCUGCUCAUUGCUAUGUGAAGUCAUUGACUGUCUUGUCCCAAAUGGAUCCAAUUUCCAUCUGGUCUUGUUCAAGGCUGCUGUGUGUUGUGGUGAACCAUUGACAGUAUUUAUUCCAGAAUGAGAGACUUUUUAUGUGCAGUAUUUGCUGUCCUCAGGCUUUGAUUCGAGGCUAUGUUCUGUUUCAAGGCUGUACGUCUUUACACUCUUGCCUUUAGUCUGGCAUCCUGGUCAGACCAGUCUGGCGUCUUUUAGUGUCUAUAAGUCGUUAGGUAAUCUGUAAUAGCUUUCCCCAGGUAGUUGUUUUUGUAGAACAAUGCAGCCUUACUAAUAUAACUGCUAUCCCACAAAUAGAGAGCUUGCUAUCGUCUUGAGGUUCCCCGCUUUUAUGCGGUGGUACAGUUACAUGCCCUUUUUUUUUUAUCCUAUCACGUGUCUGGCUCUUUGGCUUUUGCCCAUCAGCCACACCCUUUAACUAUAGGUCAGUAGACAUGCUAUUUCAUUGAUGGAAAUAGGCCAGCCAUAAGUUCACCACCUCAGGUCAAACAGAGUAAUCAGAUAGAUGAUUUGGCAGAACUUUAAUGUGCAUCUUACUUUGCAAACUAUGCAGACCAAGUCAGGACAGUGCCUGUAUACUUCCUGCUGUUCUUUAGGGUCAAACUUACCUUUACGGUCAGUAAACAGUUGGCUGCAGGUUGCAUCUUUUUUACAACAGCCAUUUAGCAGCUCUCACAAUAAGCAGCUUUUGGUAGCCAUCUGGGUUUGCAAUAUUGCAAGCAUCCCAUUGGCUGAUAAUUUCCUGCUUGUUGGGCUGUUGGCUUGAAAAAGACACUCUCUCACAUCACUCAAGAAUAUAGUAAUGUGUUUACCUAAAACUAACAUGCCUGGCCAUGCACAUUUCUCUUGGUAACAUAUUCAUAAUAACAAUUCUCAUUCCGCUUCUGCUUUUUGAACAGUAAUGAUACUCACGUUUUGUAUUCCAUCAUUUAAUUUCACCAUGCUUUUGUCUGCUACCAAAGUGAGCAUGUUGUAAUGAAGUAGAAUUAUGUUCAAAAUGCUAGCUUUCUCCUCCUGUGGCUGCAGCACCCAUUAUUUCACUUAGGAAUGUUAAUAGUGCUAACAGGCUGCUCUUAGAGUGGUUGCUUGUAGAAAAAUUAAAUAAUAUUGUCCCAUAAUAAUAAAAAAAUGAAAUGGAUCUCACGGAACAAAUACAUUUUAUCAAACAAAAUAUUUCAAAAAGCAAUAACUCCAACGUGACAUUGCUUUGCUAGCUCCACAAGCAGAGAGACAAAGAAAACACAAAGGAAAACAACAUGUAAAUGUACAUGUAUCUGCUGAUUACCCAACAUGGGUUGCUUAUAGAGUAGUUUGAUGCCAGGGUUGUCAUUUGACAACAGCAAAUAUGUUAACAUUGGCACCGUAUCAACACCUGUCUCGUUGAAUGCAGCUUAAAUUCAAAUUGAAUUGACCUGAUGAGACCAAUCAUGAUCUUUAAGACCACAUUUGGAAACGACUGUUUCAAAAAAAGAGAACUAGAUGCAAGAAAGUGUUGACAUCCAUGUUUUUAAAGCUAAACUGUCCUGUGGUUUAGCAGAAGAGUCCACAUCCUGCUGAUUUGUUUUACUUUUUAGUGCCUUGGUUUUGAUCUUGUCUGUUGGUUUUAGACUACAUCACAUUUUCUAAAUAGAGGCUACUGUUUAACACUGUCGUUGUGAAUUUUUAUUUUUUGAAGGUAUGUUUUAUUUACGUUGAAGAAACUCACUGGGAAGUGUUAGCACUGAAUAAAGCGAUAUCUCAUUUUGUUAAAAUAUUUUCACUUUUUAGCUAGCAUGCCUUGUAUGAUCUUAUUAGAAUUAAUGAAUGAAUAACGAAUGCAGAAAAUCAAGAAACUAUAUCAAACACAAAUUAACACAUAAGUUAAGUUUCCUUGCUAAAAAGUGGAAAUGCUUCAACAUUAUGUCAUAUUGCUUCGAAGGUUGUAAAUGGAUUUCGUAAUCUAUUUAAUUCACUCUGUGCAGAUGUGUGUAUAAUUUAAUUACCAUUGUUGUAUAAUAUUUUAACUGUAUUUAUGUGGUCUGCGUUCUGUGUAAAUUGUUCCAAAGGACAACGUGCACACACUCCGCAUAACACACUUGAUGGUCCUCAACUUUUUAUGUGUAUGCAGUUUCCUUCCAUUGACCUGUGAACCACUUUUGUCAUGAAGAAUAAAAACAAGCCAACACUGUA
Centropristis striata (black sea bass) is the source of this 5606-nucleotide messenger RNA. RefSeq lists its product as uncharacterized. The coding region runs from base 424 to 3105 and encodes 893 amino acids. Gene Ontology annotation, cellular component: cytosol; Golgi apparatus. The record is from RefSeq and is a predicted model, not a curated record. NCBI's taxonomy places the organism in Eukaryota, Metazoa, Chordata, Actinopteri, Perciformes, Serranidae. Gene Ontology annotation, molecular function: dynein complex binding; dynactin binding; cytoskeletal adaptor activity. Gene Ontology annotation, biological process: microtubule anchoring at microtubule organizing center; regulation of microtubule cytoskeleton organization; protein localization to organelle. The transcript has 10 exons.